CAAAUUUGUGGAUAAAACCAAACAGACCAAGCCAAUGCCAAUGCCAAUGCCCAUGCAUCAGCAGCGCGCCCCACCAACACUAUGUAGUGGGUACCAGAAAGAGAAAUAGGAAUGCCAUUCACAUAAUGAUGAGCUUGGCCAACCCAUCCAUCUUCCAGUUAUCCAUUAGUAUACCUUAAUUCUUAUCGACAUCCACUCAUGGUGGCAUCUUGAUUGGUUGCGGGGAGAGAGAGAGAUGGGGAGGGAAACUCACAUUCUGGUGUUGCCUUUACCGGUCCAAGGUCACAUAAAUCCUAUGCUGCAAUUCUCCAAACACCUGGCGAGCAAAGGCGUCAAGGUCAGCUUCAUAACCACCACCUCCGUUCGCAAAACCAUCCACCUCCAACCCUCUUCCUCCGUCGCCAUCGAGAGCAUUUCCGACGGCUCCGACGACGGAAAACAAGCCGAAGGCCUCGAGGCUUACUUCCGGCGCUUCCAAGACGUGGUGUCGCAGACCUUGGCCGAAUUCAUCGUACAAAAACAGAAGGCCGAUGAUCCUCCUCCCCCGAAGCUCCUGGUGUACGACUCGGUAUUGCCGUGGGCUCUGGAGGUGGCGAAGGGGCUAGGGCUGGGCGGAGCUUCGUUCUUCACGCAGUCCUGCGCCGUGAACGCGAUCUAUUACCAUUUGAAUCGAGGCCAUUUUGAGGUCCCUCUGGGAGGCUCGACGAUGCUGUCGCUGCCGGAAAUGCCGUUGCUGGGGAUCGACGAUCUGCCGUCGUCCAUCUGUGACGUUGGAGCAUACCCAGCUUUGCUGAGGCUGAUGGCCGAUAAGUUCUCAAAUUUUCGUGACGCAGAUUGGCUGCUGUUUAACACCUUUGACAAAUUGGAGGAACAGCAGAUGGUGAAGUGGAUGAUGGCAAGCCAAUGGCCGAUCAAGACGAUAGGACCCUCUAUUCCAUCCAUGGGCUAUGACGACCAAGACUACGGCCUCAGCCUCUUCAGCCCCAGCGCCGAAGCCGCCUGCAUCAACUGGCUCGACUCCAAGCCCACAGCCUCUGUCGUCUACGCAUCCUUCGGCAGCCUGGCCUGCUUAAGUGAAGCCCAGAUGGAGGAACUGGCAUGGGGCCUCCACAAUGCCACCGCGGCCGCCCACUUCCGCUUCCACUUCUUGUGGGUGGUCAGGGCUUCCGAAGAGGCCAAGCUCCCGGCAAACUUCGUCGACGAGACGUCGGAGAUAGGGCUGAUCGUGAACUGGAGCCCUCAGCUUCGGGUGUUGGCUCACCCGGCUGUCGGCUGCUUCAUGACUCACUGUGGCUGGAACUCCACGCUCGAGGCGCUGGCGCUGGGGGUCCCGAUGGUGGCGAUGCCGCAGUGGAGCGACCAAGCGACGAAUGCCAAGUAUAUUGCAGAUGUGUGGCGAGUAGGGUUGAGACUGGGUGCUGAUGACAAGGGAGUUAUUACCAGGCAGGAGAUUGGGGUGAGGAUAAAAGAGGUGAUGGAGGGAGAACGGGGAAUUGAGCUGAGGAAGAACGCAAUGAGGUGGAGGGAAUUGGCUAGAGAGGCCGUACAGGAAGAGGGAAGCUCUGAUAGCAACAUUGAGGAAUUUGUUUCAGGACUCUAGUGUGCCCUUAGCCAUUGCCCGCUGGGACAUCAAAAUGAAACCAAAUUUACUUGUACAACCCCAGCAUAUUAACAAGUACGUACGUAGAAGGCCUGGGAUUAUAUCUACUAUACUCUGGUAGAAAGACCUACAAAUUCUCCAAUAAACAGGUGAUACACAAGUGAGAUUGGAUUUAUCUUA
This is a messenger RNA of Diospyros lotus (date-plum), 1780 nucleotides long. Its product is annotated as mogroside IE synthase-like. The record is from RefSeq and is a predicted model, not a curated record. The transcript has 2 exons. NCBI's taxonomy places the organism in Eukaryota, Viridiplantae, Streptophyta, Magnoliopsida, Ericales, Ebenaceae. Gene Ontology annotation, molecular function: UDP-glycosyltransferase activity. The coding region runs from base 236 to 1600 and encodes 454 amino acids.